UGACAAUGUCAAAAUAAUUUUGUCAUCCUACAGCUAGCAGGAUCUCCAUGUUUGCCAGUAUUUUAUAACCAAUCUUUACGAAAUAUUUUCCAACAACAAUGGGGGUUACCUCCACUGUAUAUUGUGGGUGUAUUUUUCUAUUGGUGAUGAUUUUAAGAGCUAAAACAGGUGAGAUAAGAGUACUUAGUUUAUUGUACGUAGUUUGCCUCCCUUUCAUUAUAAUGUGUGUACUUUGUAUGAACCAAAUAAACGUAUUAAUGCGAAUGUUUGUCGAUUGCUUUCAUAACUAAGAGCUGUUGGAUGUGUUUAGUGAAUAUUAGAAAUAUCGUAGUUUGUAAGUUUUGCAUUUAAACAUUUGAUUCUUGGUGUAUACUGGCAGUUGAUUUCAUGAUUCAGUGAUUCACUAACCACCAUCUUUAAUAAUAUUAAAGGCGAACACUACGUAUAUUUAUUAUUUAUUACUGCAAGGAACUUAAGCUCCGUUGAAACGAGGAUGAGAGUUAAUGAGAAUUAGCAGUCACGAGUUGUUACAGGGGAUAUUUCAAGUUCUAGAUCAACAAGAUAUAGGUUUGACACUUUCAUGAUACAUAUUUAGUGUCGGGACAGCAUGAAGAACAGCAGUCAAACCAAGGUCGUGUGACUACCAACUCUCUCGAUUAUGCACUCUCUUCGUUUGAUUCGGGCUUUAUAAUAUUACAUAGGAAACUAUACAAACACUAUCCAUUCACGUAAGACAAAAUGAGCUGUAAGACUUAGUUUGAAAUCCCUUUCUCCACAUUAUUAAUAUAUCUGUAUUUGAUCUCUUCGUUUCAAGUACAUACAUUAUACAUUAUACUUAUAAAUUUGUAACUAUUUAGAUGCAAAGUUGACAGAAGAUAUACUGAAUCACAAUACUGAACUAUUAAAAACUUUAAAAUCAUACGAGGUUAUUAAACCGUACAGACUUGAAGGUCGAGUGAAACGUCACGCUUCCACAAAAAUGUCGGUAUGUUUAGAACGUUUUUAAAAGUAUUGUAAUUUAAUUUAUGCUUUAAAACAAAUUACUUUAAUUUACAAAAUCUUCGGUUAUUAUAUUUGCUAAAUUAUAGUAUUUGUACUGUAAUAUUUCGUGUUGUUUAGAUUAUAGUUUAUAUUAAAUGCUGUGAUAAUUAAGUUAAAUAUUAACUUAAAAUUGUACACCUAAUUAUGGUUUAAAGAGUCUUACAUGUAGCAGUUUAGAUAUCUGCCUGAUGUUGUUCUUUAUAUCUGCUUCGAUAGUCUGGUCAUCUUCAAGAUACAACUAUUGUAUUUCCUGGUAAAAAAAGGCAUUUUCAUCUGGACAUAUCCCUUAACACGUGAGUUUGAAACAAAGAUGCAACAUCCUUUUCUAAUUUCUAUCAUUUUUGCCCCAAAUGAAUAUUCAACUAUAUUCAUUACGGAUAUUAUGUGGCGCAUUUCCUGUUAUUCUUUUCCAACACAAAGAUGUUUUAAAGUAUUGGGUUAGUUUAUAUACCAUGUGUGUUUAGCCCCAUAUGGUUUUAGCAUAUGUCAAUUAUAAUCUGACCACACUGAUCACCAGACAAAUGUAUCAUUCAGAGAAGUAACAGUGGGUGGGAAAUAUCAUGUGUAAUUUAAAGGGGUGGUACUUUUGUACGUGCUGUAUUGUGAUGUCAUUGUAAUUAUAUGUAUACUCUGCCAAUAUCAAGAAUGGGUUCCAAUAUGGCAUAAGAUGUUACACAGCACAUAGGAAAUUGUUUACAAAAACAUUAAUGGUUUUGAAGAUGGUAAAUAAUAAUAUUCUCAUUUGUAAAACCCAUCAAUGGAUAUUAGGUGAUGCUAAUAGGUUUUUGUUGAUGUAAUGUGUAUAUUGGUGACAUUUAAGUGAAUCAAAAUUCUUACAGUUUGUACGUGUAUUAUUUUCACAUCAAUGCUUUUCAAUAAUUUGAAUGGUUUUAAUGGGAAAGGCAUUUUGAAAAGAAUAAACCAUUAAUGGAUUAUACUAUAGACUAAGCUUAUAUUUUUCACAUUAAUUUAAUGAAUUUGUUGAUGGGAAUUAUCAGUAUACUAUAAUUAUAGAACUUAAUUUUUCCAUUCAUUUUUUUGUUGGGUUUUUUUGUAUGUUCAUGCAACAUACUGUAGAUCUAUAGUUAGGUCCUAUUGUACCGCCUUGUCCCCUCACUUGUCCCAAGGCACUUUCAAUUGCUACAUGCAUUGCCUCAUGAAGAGUGAGUGCAAGGCUUAGGGAUGCUAGCUGCCUUGCACCUUCAAUCUUUCCUAUGAUGAGCCUCUGACAUCGACUUAGAUGAAUUGGGCAACCACAUCUUGCAUGUGUAUAUAUGCGUAAAUAACCUUAAUUAAUUAAGUAGUAAUGUGCCCUACUUAAUUAUUUUACUGUGUCUAAAAAGAGACGAUUUUACUUAUUUAUGGGAGAGUGCUGCAACUUAAUGGGUAAAUAAAUUAGAUUUAUUUUCUGCUUUUUAAUUGGCUAAAUUAUCUUAAAUCUGCAAACUUAUAGGGGUUUGUUCAGUCCACAAUUUGAAGAACAUUAUGUUUCAAAUGAUGCUCCUGAAUUGGCAAGACAGGUACAUAUAGAAACAAUUUGCAUUCCAGUACUGGCAGUAUGUAUCAUUGAUAAUGAUUAUAGGUAUCUAUAUAAAUACCUUUUAUUAUAUGGACCAGUGUUCUAAUUACAUUCAGUCUCCAUAAUACAAGCACGAAGGUCUGACUGUACCAUUUAUUAAGCUUAGCAUUACAACACAUGAUAGCUUUUUCAAUAAUCACAUAAUUUGUAUACUGUAUAUAUAUGCUAGUUAAAAUAGUUUCAGAAUUUUUAAAAUUUUUAUUCAGAUACCUCAUGAGCAUUGUUUUUAUCAUGGGACGGUCAAAGAAGAAGAAAAUUCAGAUGUUUCAUUGAGUACUUGUGAUGGAAUAGAGUAAGAAUAAUUCUCAUAUGUAACUUAAUUAAUUGUGAAAAUGGCUUAAUUCUCUUAAUUUGUUCAAGGCUAUAAAAAUUAGAAGCUUAGGAAGCUUCGGUCAUUCAUUGAUGAACAUGUCUAUAAAACAGUGAAUAAUAUCACAAACAAGCAUGCAUAAAACAAACAGUACAUAAUGAUAUGGGUGCAAUUAUACAAAUUAAGAGUAGACCCAACCAGAUUAAAAUGGGAACAAACCACAAAGUCUCAUAUAAACUAGGUUCCACUUCCACCAUAUUAAAUUAAAUUUCAACAUAUAUUAGGACAAUACACAGGGACGCCGGAACGAUGUGAAGGCAAAGGGGGCAGAUUUUCGUGAAAGGGCACUUUUGAAUUGAUAUAUACUAAGAGAUGUUUACAAAACAUCGGGAGUUGAACUUUGCCUAAUCAUUGUUUUCUAUUUAUUAGAUAAUAGGGGUGUGAGGGGGUUCUCUGCCAGGUGAUUGUGCUUUUUUUGAAGCUUGAUGACUGCAUUUCUUGCAUUUUCUGAAGCAAAUUCGUAAAAAAUGGCACUAACAUUUCUGACAAUUCGCUAUUUCGCCAAGGCAAUCCUUUAAAUUGAAAGGGCACCUUUGCCCCCCUUGCCCCUCCUGGUAAAGGGCAACGGGGGCGGCUGCCCCUCCUGCCCCCCCCCAGUUCCGGCAUCCCUGACAAUAUGUAUUACCUUUAAAACAAAUUUACUGAUUGCCAGUACAUUUGUAACAUUGACAACAAUAUCCAGGUGAUAAGUUCUUUGUAUGUUUGCAUGGUGAUAAAAUAUAAUUUAGUUUUGUUUGUGGAAACACCAUGUAAAUUUAUUACUGCAAAGCUUUCGAUCCGUAAGCCCGGAUCUUCAUCAGUGCUAAUAAUAUGAUUAUUAGCACUAUUAUUAGGCACUGAUGAAGAUCCGGGCUUACGGAUCGAAAGUUUUGCAGUAAUAAAUUUACGUGGUGUUUCCACAAACAAAACUAUUAAUGUCCAGGUGCAUGAUAUAUCUUCUCAGUGUUGCUUCAAUUUUUUGUUGUAAUUUUAGAGGAGUUAUCAGAACAGAUGAUGGUACUUUUUAUAUCCAUCCUUUAAAGUCUCAAGAUGGUCAAGUAUGUUUUUGAAGCAAAAUUAAAGUCUAGUGUAUUGUACUGUUGUACAUUGCUUAGUAUGCAGGACUUCCCUUGACAAGUAAAAUUGUCUGGCUUUAGAUAUUAUAGUAAAAUAUAAUAAAGUAGGGUGCAUUUGGUUAACAAGGCACACUGGCAGAUAGUUUGGUUAAUAACACAUUAGCGACUCUCCCAGUUAGAGAGUAGUGUUGGACAGACACUUAGGGACCGG
This is a messenger RNA of Paramuricea clavata, 4256 nucleotides long. Lineage: Eukaryota; Metazoa; Cnidaria; Anthozoa; Malacalcyonacea; Plexauridae. The record is from the annotation of a GenBank genome assembly.